Dryobates pubescens (Downy woodpecker) is the source of this 1115-nucleotide messenger RNA. RefSeq names its product gap junction protein beta 1 (gene GJB1). Bases 131 to 970 code for a protein of 279 amino acids. The transcript has 2 exons. Lineage: Eukaryota; Metazoa; Chordata; Aves; Piciformes; Picidae. The record is from RefSeq and is a predicted model, not a curated record. Gene Ontology annotation, cellular component: connexin complex. Gene Ontology annotation, biological process: cell communication.
CUGCCAGUGCAGGGCAGUGGCAGAGGGAGACGAGGACAGACAGAGCAGGACUCUUCUGUGGGAUAUGAUACCUUAAGAGGGAACACUGGGGGCAGCUCACCAGGACCCUUCCUCACCGGCAGGAGGAACAAUGAACUGGGCCGGCCUCUACACAGUGCUGAGUGGGGUGAACCGCCACUCCACCUCCAUCGGGCGCAUCUGGCUCUCUGUCAUCUUCAUCUUCCGGAUAAUGGUGCUGGUGGUGGCAGCUGAGAGCGUCUGGGGGGACGAGAAGUCUGCCUUCACCUGCAACACCCAGCAGCCUGGCUGCAACAGCGUCUGCUAUGACCACUUCUUCCCUAUCUCUCACGUUCGUCUGUGGGCCCUGCAGCUCAUCCUUGUCACCACGCCUGCCCUCCUUGUGGCCAUGCAUGUGGCUUACCAGCAGCACCAGGAGAAGAAGCUGCUGGUGCUGACGGGGCACGCGGAUCCCAAGCACAUGGAGGAAGUGAAGAAGCACAAGAUGCGCAUCUCGGGGUCGCUGUGGUGGACGUACGUCUGCAGCGUGGUCUUCAGGCUGCUCUUCGAGGCUGUGUUCAUGUACAUCUUCUACAUGCUCUACCCAGGCUACCAGAUGGUGCGGCUGGUCAAAUGCGAGGCCUACCCCUGCCCCAACACCGUCGACUGCUUCAUCUCGCGGCCCACCGAGAAGACCAUCUUCACCGUGUUCAUGCUGGUCACCUCCAGCAUCUGCAUCGUCCUCAACAUGGCCGAGCUGGUCUACCUGGUGGUGCGGGCCUGUGCCCGCCGGGGCCAGCACAACUCCAACCCCUCCUCAGGGAAGGGCUCAUUCUAUGGGCACAAGCUCUCCUCUGAGUACAAGCAGAACGAGAUCAACCAGCUGCUGACAGAGCAGGAUGGCUCCCUCAAGGACAUGCUGCGCCGCAACCCCGUGCUGCAGGAGAAGGGUGACCGCUGCUCUGCCUGCUAGGGCCAGCACCAUGGUGGGGCUCAGCCCUUGCUGCUGCCCCGCAGCCCUGUCCUGUCCCUGUCUCAUGGAUAGCAUCCCUCGGGUGCCAGUCUGGCCCUGCCAGAUGGUCGGGAGAGCAUCUUGGGCCAUUAAAUAUCCCUUCUCA